AUCUUCGCAUCCAUCAUCAGUCUUCCAGCAUCUCCUCAGAGUACAAGGAAAACCUGCCUAAAAUCAAAAUGGCGAAGUUCUACGUUCUUGCUACUUUUGUGCUCUUGGCUGCUGCCGCUGUCGUUGCCAUCCACGUUGAGGAGGAGUACGAGCCACUAGAAUUCUCCGGAGCAGUAGAAGAACGUGCUGUUAGGCAGAGAAGAGUGACCUGCGAUCUUCUUUCGUUCAAAGGAAUUGCCGAGCACAGUGCUUGCGCUGCCAAUUGUCUCUCCAUGGGCAAAGCUGGUGGACGCUGCGAAAAUGGAAUCUGUCUCUGUCGCACGACCACCUUCAAAGACUUGUGGGAUAAGCGUUUCGGUUAAUUCGAACUUCUCCUGUGACCACCGAGACUCGAUGGAAGUUCCUUGCGCAACAUGACAAAGAAUGAUAACGUUCUGCGAAAAGACAGCGAUAUACACUGCCCCGUUGUUACUCCUCAAUGAAUGCUUGUGCAUAUAAAAUUCCAUUGAAGUUUCGUUCGAUAACACAACCAUGUAAUUAAAUACAGAUAUACAUAUACUUCUAAUAAAGAAAGCUUUAACUUCAGAAAA
This is a messenger RNA of Megalopta genalis, 590 nucleotides long. It is a transcript of the gene Def1, whose product is annotated as defensin 1. The record is from RefSeq and is a predicted model, not a curated record. Lineage: Eukaryota; Metazoa; Arthropoda; Insecta; Hymenoptera; Halictidae. Gene Ontology annotation, biological process: defense response to bacterium; humoral immune response.